Notothenia coriiceps (black rockcod) is the source of this 2460-nucleotide messenger RNA. RefSeq names its product zinc-binding protein A33-like. Gene Ontology annotation, biological process: protein ubiquitination. Lineage: Eukaryota; Metazoa; Chordata; Actinopteri; Perciformes; Nototheniidae. Gene Ontology annotation, molecular function: ubiquitin-protein transferase activity; zinc ion binding. The coding region runs from base 226 to 1608 and encodes 460 amino acids. The record is from RefSeq and is a predicted model, not a curated record. The transcript has 6 exons.
AGAAGAGAGGAAGAAGGAAAUAAGUGAAAUGAGUCGGCACAUAAAACUGCUCAUGGUAAUGUAUUUGUAAAAAGAUCUAGUUAAACGAAGGUUUAAUGAUUUAACUCGGUAUUUUUGGUUUAUUUAGUGUUGGUUGAAAGCACUUGGAGCUAAAGAUUUGAAAUACUAGUGAAUCUCUGAAAGUGAAAGUAAGUGAACAUUCUGAAAGCCUCAGGAGAAGUCAGAAUGGCUGCUAAUGUUUCACCGUCUGAGGUGGACUUUGCCUGCCCUGUUUGCUGUGAUAUCUUCAGGGAUCCUGUUGUGUUGUUGUGCGGUCACAGCUUCUGUAAGCACUGUCUUCAGGAGUGGUGGAGACAGAGUGCUCUCCAGAGUUGCCCGGUAUGUAAGGGGCUGUUUCCAUUGGAACAGCCUCCACUUAAUCUAGCACUGAGAAACCUGUGUGACAAUUUGAGACAAGAGAAGAGUCAGAGACCUAAAUCAGGAUCCAAGGAUCUGAUCUGCAGCCUGCACAGCGAGAAACUAAAGCUCUUCUGUCAAGAUGACCGAAAGCUCAUCUGUGUCAUAUGUAGGGAUUCACAAAAACACAAGAAACACAACUGCAUCCCCAUCAACGAGGCAGCUGAACCCUACAGGGCUCACCUCAGUCGUAAGGUGAUGAAUUUAAAAACGAAACAAGGGUCAUUAAAAGAGGAAAAGCUCAAGUGUGAUAAAAUGGCCAACCACAUCAAGCUCCAGGCUCAGCAGACGGAGAAGACGAUCAAAGAGGAGUUUCAGAAGCUUUACCAGUUCCUGCGGGCGGAGGAGACUGCUAGGAUUGAUGCAGUGAGGAUAGAGGCAGCGCUCAAAAGUGAAGCAAUGGACAUCAGGAUUGUAAAUUUGACAGCAGAGAUCUCCUCGUUAACAGACAAACUCAAAACCCUAGAGAUGGACAUCAAGGCUGAGGACAUGACAUUUAUGCUGAAUGUCAAAUCCACUAUGGAGCGAUCCCAGUUCAACCUACCAGACCCUGAGACUCCAUUAGGAGCCCUUCUUGAUGAGGCCAAACACACUGGGAACCUGUUAUUCACAGUCUGGAAGAAGAUGAAGGACAUCCUCCAACACACUCCAGUUACUCUGGACCCCAACACUGGCGGCAGCUUGCUUAUUAUAUCCGAACACAUGACUCGUUCAACAACAAUAGACAAGUGUCAGACCCUUCCUAAAAACCCAGAAAGGCUGAGCAGCUUUAACGUUCUUGGCUCUGAAGGCUUUAGCCGUGGAAAACACAGCUGGGAUGUGGAGGUAGAAGGUUAUUGGGCUGUUGGUGUGGCUGUUAAGGAUAACCUCCAUAGAAAGAUCUGGGCCAUUUACAUGUGCGCUUGCACUGGCAUCCUGCGUGAACUUACUCCAGACGAUUAUGUGAAAGUUGUAUCUGAAGAUUCAUUUCCCAAAAGAGUCAGAGUGCAGCUUGAUUGUGACCAUGGAAUAUUAGCAUUUUUUGACCUUGACAGGAAAAAACCUGUCCACACUAUCAAAUACACUUUCACAGGAACGGUCUUUCCGUAUUUUCAGGAUAAUGUAAAAAUCCUUCCAUCUGAAUGGUCAGUUGUGCAAAGACGACCCAAUUAAACAUUCUGCAUUAUUGCAGAGGUCAAACAACAGGAUGAGGCCUUAAGUAUUUGCGAAAUGAACUAACAUAGCAAACUGUUAUGGCCAAAUUAGGGAUAUUAGUUUUUAUUAGUGUCUAUUUUUUAUUAUUUUCUUUUUAAAUGUAUGUUUUAAGGUUUUAAUUUGUCAGUUUUCAAUAUAUUUGGGUAAAUCUUUGGCUGUCCCUGUAACGUUUUGACAGCUGUUUGAUGUUAGUAACCAAAAACAUGUUAACCUCACCAUUGUAAGACAUCAUGCAUGCUAUCCCUGUUUGCUCUUAGUUUACUCAGAUUUAAAGGGGCACCCGACUGACUUUACACUUGAAGUUUGGUUUACUCAUCCUGAGAAGUACUAAACAGCUUGUAAAAAAACGGAGUGUAUAUGGUAUUUGGUGGCUCUGAAAGAUCUUUGAAAGUGGCGUUUAAAAGAUAUGAGCAUUUAGGAGGAAGGGAGGCUCAAAUGAAAGAUUAUAAUGAGUUGCAUUAUGGGAAAUGUAGGAUCCAGGAUGACACAUACCAGGGUCUAAAAGUUGUUUUGUAUUAAACUAGAUCUAAACUAAAUCACUGGAAAUUUAAUAUAAUGCUUUAUUUUUUUCAAGAAUAUAUCGGUUGAUAGAGGUUAGGUUGAGUAUGAAUCUGUAGGUUUUGAAAUAAUCUUAAAAAUAUUUUGUUUCAUUUCAGGAUAAAUCCACUGUUAAGAUUGUAUCAGCUUCUUGAUGAUAUAAUUCCCAUUAUAAUACCCAGUUAAAGACCCUGUUCUUUAGCGUAGUUUUAAUCUGGUCUAUGUUCCUUUUUCCAGGAUUUUCAAUUUUGUUAAAUUUUGUUUUCAAAUCUG